Molecule: messenger RNA, 963 nt
Organism: Strongylus vulgaris
Lineage: Eukaryota; Metazoa; Nematoda; Chromadorea; Rhabditida; Strongylidae
Source: the annotation of a GenBank genome assembly
AUGGGUUUCUUCACUGAUGUGUGGCUGACUCUUAUGAUGACGGGAUUCAGAAGGGUCAGUAGUCAUCUUCACAGAUUCUCCGAAAUCACUCCAAGAGCCAUCGUACAUGCAGCUAGAAAUCUUGGCCGUCUCGAUCAGAAGACCAUAGAUGCUGUGGAUUGCAGAUCCGAAUUGGAUCUACGCAUAGGUGCGGCUUUCACUCGCCUUCAGACUCUACAUUUGCAGCAAAAGUUCGCCCAUGUGAUUAAUGUGGACGGAAAACAAGUUGUUAGUUAUGGUUCAUGCCAGUUUCCUACGCUGGGAUUUGUUGUCGAAAGAUACAAAGCCAUAGAGAGGAAAACAAGAAAACAAGUUGUUAGUUAUGGUUCAUGUCAGUUUCCUACGCUGGGAUUUGUUGUCGAAAGAUACAAAGCCAUAGAGAGGUUUAUAUCUGAAACAUAUUGGAAGCUUGUUGUCAAUCACCAGAGAGGAGAUUCUAAGAUUCUGUACGAUGACUGUGCUGAAGCUGGACAAGCAAAAAUAGAAACGGUCACUAAAAAGCCCAAGAGCAAGUAUAGGCCACAGGCGUUGGAUACUGUGGAAUUGGAGAAGCUGGCAGUUCGAAAGUUGAAGAUGAGCGCAAAACAUGCCAUGGAUGUUGCCGAAAGGUUGUACAAUAAGGGAUAUAUUUCAUAUCCAAGAACCGAAACCAACAAAUUUCCUCCUGACAUCAAUUUGUCGUCACUCCUCAAUAAACUAACGAGUUCUGCUUUAUGGGGUGAUUUUGCCAAUGAGAUCCUGGAGCAUGGCCCGAAUCCACGAAAUGGUACUAAAACUGAUGAAGCUCAUCCUCCUAUCCAUCCGCUGAAACAUGUCGUGGAUGGAUCCUUACAAGGAGAUGAUUGGAGAGUCUAUGAACUGAUAGUACGACACUUCCUCGCUUGCCUUUCAUGGGAUGCUAAGGGACAAGAAACGCGAGUUGAC